AUGUCUCCUGAGGAAGCGCCGUCAACACCGUCGGUACACAGUGAGCGGCAAACCCCCCUAGCGACGCUGUCACAUAUCACUCUGCCGCGGCUAGAGCUGCACCACUUCUCUGGCGACCCCGCCAAGUGGAUUUACCCGAUGUUAGCAGUCAGUCAGUACGAGGACUCAUUCGUGAACACUUUCCAUGAACACAAUGAGGCUUUGAAGGCCAUUGAGUGUGACGUAACCACACAAGCCAACCCUUUGCUUUCAGCAUUGUUACUUCGUAAAUUAGAUGGAGAUUUACGCAAACGUCUAGAAUCUUUUAGGUCCUCGAACGAAGAGGAAACACACACUUUGCCUACAGUCAAAGACAUAAUCUUGUUUCUGAACACAGAAUGUAACAUGAGUGAAGAUGCAGACCUCCACUCGUCAGCAAAGAAAGCUCCAGUUAAAGCUUUCAAUCAGCGAUCUCAAAAGGUCACGCGGUUUGAAGACAAACACAAACCCACCGCUUUAGUAACAGCUCACAAUAUAAAUAGUAACAGUUGUUUUGCUUGUGCUGUGGAGCGACGUCACAACACGACUCAUCAUCGAUCGAUACCACAGCCGAGAGUAGCGGGAAUACCUCCUCCAGCUGACGUCACGAGUCCCACUCCAGUCACGCUGUCUACGACUAAGACACUGCCACCUGUGCAUCCGCCACAACAGUUAACGGUACUCUUAGGUACCAUCUUAGUAAAACUAACUGCUGAAAAUGAACAGUCCCAUGUUUUCCGCGGAUUACUGGAUUCCGGAAGUACUUGUAAUCUAAUAACGUGUCAGGCAGCCUCAUUGCUAGGAGCAAGACGUUAUCAUUCAAACAUUCAAAUUGCUGGUUUAUCACAGCAUGCCUCUAACACACGUGGCAUGUUAUCUCUUCAAGUCAACACUUUGUCAGGUCAGCUCAUAGCUCCUGAUCAGGAGUUCCACAUCUUGGAUAAAAUAUCUGUGAACCUCCCAAGGGCGAAAAUAAGUCCAGAGUUGUCGCAUCUAGUUAAGCAUUACACCUUAGCGGAUCCGACUUUUGACACCCCUUGCGGCAUUGAUGUAUUGUUGGGUGGAACCAUAAUACCCACUGUCUUCACACAAGAAAAUCAUAGUUUAGGACCGGGACUGCCACAUCUGAUCGGCACUCAGUUCGGCUUCAUACUUAUGGGAACAGCUCCUUGUGUCACCCCGACAGAGCCAGUUAGUAACUAUUCGAUUGCACUUUUGUCUACUCACGACAACUCGCUUCACACAGCAUUACAAAAAUUUUGGGUUCAAGAGGAACCGCCUAUCAUCAAUCACAAAAGCAUUGAAGAAAUAAAGUGUGAUGAACUUUUUGAUAGUACUCAUACGCGAAAUGGAGACGGACGGUAUGUUGUUCGAUUACCGUUCAAAACAGAACCCAGCUGUUUAGGCUCAUCUCGAGCAGCCGCAGAAAGACGUUUUGUAUCCUUAGAAAGGAAGUUUCAAACCCAACCACAAUUCGCUGAACUGUACAGGAAUUUUAUGAAAGACUACAAAGCAACAGGUCAUAUGACACUUUUGGAUAAACAUCACGCCGACGAACCGCACUACUAUUUACCCCACCACGGAGUAAUAAAGGAAAGCAGCUCUACUACCAAGCUAAGGACUGUUUUUGACGCAAGCAACAAGACCACUUCAGGUUUGUCCUUGAACGACGUGCUACUAACUGGAAGGAAACUACAACCAGACAUUUCCAGUAUUUUAAUAAACUUCCGCUCUCACGCUAUAGUGUUUUCAUGUGAUAUAAAACAAAUGUAUCGACAGAUCUUAGUGCAUCCUGAAGAUCAAAACUUUCAGUUAAUCUUGUGGAGAGAACAGGAGAUAUCUACUUUUAAGCUAACAACAGUGACAUAUGGGAUGAACAGUUCUCCAUAUUUAGCAAUCAAGACACUCUCGCGGCUAGCAGAGGACGAAGGACACGCCUUCCCGGACGCAGCCUACGCAUUGAAGCAUCACACCUACAUAGAUGACAUUGUGACAGGAAGUGCUUCACUAGAAUCAGCUAUCCAACUGCAAGACCAACUCAUCCAGCUACUGGCGAAGGGAGGAUUCGAGUUGAGAAAAUGGGCUUCGAACGAACCCCGACUUCUGGACAGACUACCAGCUACUCAUCGUGAGACGCCUCGCUUUCUGCAGGACUCACAAUCUACGCAGUUCUCUAUUUUAGGACUCCAUUGGGAUCCAGUUGAAGAUUACUUUCGCUACAAUUUCAAACAUCAGAGAGGUAGCUUAACUAAGAGACAUGUGUUAAGUUUAAUAGCCAGAUUGUAUGACCCGUGCGGCUUCUUAUCACCACUGAUAAGGAUAGCGAAAAGUUUUAUGCAGCUCCUUUGGACACGAGGGCUCCAAUGGGACGAACAAUUGCCACCUGAACUAGCUGAAAAAUGGCUAUUGUUUGUGAACGACACACGGGAUCAUCUGGGUGACAUCAAAAUCGAUCGCGUAUUUCCUCUCCACGCCGCCAGCAGCAUAGAACUUCAUGGGUUUUGUGACGCGUCUGAAAAGGGCGUCGCAGCCGUCAUUUUUAUCAAGUGUAACCAAAUGAAUGAGGCCCCAGUGAUAAGACAAGCCAUGUCGAAAACUAGAGUAUCUCCAUUAAAGAAGAUCACAAUACCACGCCUUGAACUCUGCGCAGCACAUCUGCUGUCAAAAUUAGCUACUUACUGCAUUCAACAAUUCAGCAAUAUUACUUUCAAUCAUGUCAUGUUAUGGAGUGACUCAACCGUAGCUCUACACUGGAUAAAAACACCACCGUAUCAGUUGAAAACAUAUGUAGCAAAUAGAGUGGCAGAAAUUCAGAACACAUUUCCGUCACGGUUUUGGAAUUAUGUCACAUCAAGCGACAAUCCGAGUGACGUCGGAUCACGUGGCCUAUUAGCAUCACAAUUGAAAAACCAUACAUUAUGGUUCGAGGGUCCCCAGUGGCUAAAACUGGACCGACAAACUUGGCCUCAUUUCACCUUCUUUGAAGAUAAAAGGGAAAUCGAGAGAGAAACUAAAGAGUUUCCUCUGAGCCCUUUCAUCGAUGAGGCGGAUGUUAUUCGCGUAGGUGGCCAGCUAAAAAAUAGCCAUCUAAAUUAUGAGUCACGACACCCCGUGCUACUACCAAAACAACACCCAGUAGUAAACUUGAUUAUCGAUUACUACCACCGGAUACACCUGCAUUCCGGACCACAGCUGACUCAGGCUCUUCUCUCACAAGAGAUAUGGAUCAUCUCUGCUCGCAGUGCCAUACGUUCACAUGGACUCGUUUACCAGUAUCUCUCCAAUGAUGUUCACUUGAGUCGGUUCAUGUUGAAGAAAUUGCAGCAGGGUCCCCCGUUUCUGUUGAAAACGUGGGAAUUGAAAGAAUACAUGUUCCGCGUUUUCUGA
Homalodisca vitripennis (glassy-winged sharpshooter) is the source of this 3405-nucleotide messenger RNA. RefSeq lists its product as uncharacterized. The record is from RefSeq and is a predicted model, not a curated record. NCBI's taxonomy places the organism in Eukaryota, Metazoa, Arthropoda, Insecta, Hemiptera, Cicadellidae. The transcript is spliced from 5 exons. Bases 1 to 3405 code for a protein of 1134 amino acids.